Messenger RNA from Purpureocillium takamizusanense, 2023 nucleotides. Its product is annotated as RNA helicase. NCBI's taxonomy places the organism in Eukaryota, Fungi, Ascomycota, Sordariomycetes, Hypocreales, Ophiocordycipitaceae. Bases 202 to 1959 code for a protein of 585 amino acids. The transcript has a single exon. Gene Ontology annotation, cellular component: mitochondrion. The record is from RefSeq and is a predicted model, not a curated record. Gene Ontology annotation, molecular function: nucleic acid binding; ATP binding.
AUCAAAUCAAAACUCAUCGCCAAAAACCUCAAUCAGGCCUCAUUGCUCAUCUCAGCACGGCACACACCACCAGCCGCUCAACACGACGCACGCAUCGGCCCCCAAACCGCCACCGAAAGAAAGAGACUCCACCAGACAGUGCUGAUACGUUCUGGCAUCUUCACGUCUACGCCAAGGCAGCGUCAAGCGCCCUCCCGUCCCAUGAGUGACCGUGCCCCCAGGGGUGGUGGCGGUGGUCGGCGUCAUGACCGUCGUCGCGGCGGCGGCGGCGGCGGCGGCAGCGCUCGAUCGCGUCACCGAGUCUCAGCCCCCUCCAGGCAUCUCCGCGAUGCCGAGUCCAGCAGCCUGCUGCCGCCGCCUUCCUCCUCGCAGGCCACCACGGAGUCGAGCCGAGAGAGCACCAUGGCGCCCUCCUCCUCGGGCCACACCCUGCCGCCGCUGACCGAGGCCGUCCCGCUCGACACGCCGCGGUUCGCCGACUUGGCCGGCGGCCAGAGCCCCGUCCACCCCGUCCUGGUGCAGACCAUCACCGAAGACCUGCGUUUCGACCACAUGAUGCCCGUCCAGGCCGCCACCCUCUGGGAGUUGCUGCCCCCCAAGCGCAGCGACUGCCUCGUCCAGGCCAGGACCGGCACCGGCAAGACGGUUGCCUUCUUGCUGCCCGCCCUGCAGACCAUGAUCGGCAGCCGCGCCUCGUCGUCCGAUGCCGGCAUCUCCCUGCUCGUCAUCUCGCCUACCCGCGAGCUUGCCAUGCAGAUUGCCCAAGAGGCGACCAACCUGCUGCAGAGGAUGCCGUCGUACCGCGUGCGCAUCGCUAUUGGCGGCACAAACAAGGACAAGGAGGAGAGGCAUAUCCUCGGCGGCUGCGACGUCCUCAUCGCCACCCCCGGACGCCUCCUCGACCACAUGUCCAACGAGAACGUCAAGUACGCCUUCCGCAACCUCCAAACCCUGGUGCUCGAUGAGGCCGAUCGUCUGCUUGACAUGGGCUUCAUGCCUGCCCUCCGCGACAUCGUCAGCCACCUGCCCGAUAGACGAGAGGUCAACCGGCAGGGAAUGCUCUUCUCCGCCACCAUCGCCCCUCACGUAAACCAGGUCGCCGGUCUCGUCCUGUCCCCGGGCUACAAGUUCAUAUCGACGAUCCCGGCGGGCGAGAUCAACACGCAUGAACGCGUCCCCCAGGCCCUCAUCGUCGCUCCGACCUUUUCUUCCACCGCGGCCGCCAUGGUCGCCAGUGUGCGCCAGGAAGCCACGGAACACGCCAAGUUCAAGGCCAUCGUCUUUGCCCCAACGGCCGCGCUUGCAGGCUUCUACGGACACAUCCUUUCUCUCGUUCCCGGCCUGCCCCCUACCACAACACUGCACAGUCGCAUCUCGCAGAACAAGCGGACCAAGAUCACCAACGACUACCGCGAUGCCGCGGCCGCGAUCCUGGUCGCCACCGACGUGAUUGCUCGUGGCAUGGACUUUCCCGGUGUCACGACCGUAUUUCAAGUCGGCAUACCGUCCGACAAGCAGAGCUACGUCCACCGCCUCGGCCGUACCGCGCGCGCCGACGCCGACGGCCGUGGCUUCUUCAUCGUGUGCGAGCAGGAGGCGUGGUUCCCGCGGUGGAAUCUAAAGGAGAUCAAGUUUGUGCCGAAAGAGGCCGACCUGUCCUACACCGACUUAGUCAACAGCAUCGUGGAGGCCAUGCCCGAGGACGAGCGCGCUCAGAUCUACAAGGCGUGGCUGGGCUACUACAACAACCACCUCAAGGGGCUCAAGUGGGACAAGGAGGAGCUCGUGCGACAGGCCAACGUCUUCGCCCGCGAGGGCCUCGGCUGCCCCGAGACGCCACCCAUAGCGAAGAGCACCGUCGGCAAGAUGGGGCUCCGGGGCACCAGGGGCCUCAACACGGUCCCGGAUCCGCCCCGGCACGGCAGGUCGCAGGGAGGUGGUGGGCGUCGAGGACGGUAAUAAUGCCUGGGACCGGAAUUUGUUGUUUGUCUUAAAAAAGGAGUAAUGGAUCGUUGAUGGCGGG